Molecule: messenger RNA, 1560 nt
Organism: Magnolia sinica
Lineage: Eukaryota; Viridiplantae; Streptophyta; Magnoliopsida; Magnoliales; Magnoliaceae
Exons: 2
Coding region: 236-1279 (347 amino acids)
Molecular function (GO): protein binding
Source: RefSeq, a predicted model, not a curated record
CAAAAAAAAAUUUCGGGUAUCCGGUCGGGUUCGGUUUUGGACCUUAAGUCAGGACGGCCCGGCCCAUCGCCAUCCUAGCCAUCGUAACCAAGACGAGGGUAAUUUCGUCAUCUCAAACAGCAGAAAUCCAUUUCAAAAAUGCAGUCGCCGCUUUCUGUCGCGCUCCAUUUCUCCCUGUAAAUUGCAAUUGCUCCACGGAAACACACCGAAAUCUUUCUCAGAAAUCGUCCAAUCCAUGGAGCUGGAAUCUGAAGACGGAUGGAAAAUUCCCAUAACCAUAAGAAAGGACUCCAAAAUCGAGCUUGGAAGAGGAAUCGGCUUUCCUACCGACGACCGAACCGUCUCCCGUCGACACGUCUCAUUGCAACUCCACGCCGCUGCCCCAAAAGAAAGCGACCCAGAUGGAGAAAAUAUGGUCUUUUUUGAAGUCAUAGGAAAGAAUCCCAUCUGUGUUUUCAGCAGCAGCGGAGCGGCGAACAGGGUUUUCAGGAAUUCGGAAAAAGGGGAGAUGAAAGUCGGCGAUCGGCUCUCGAUUUCACUGAGAAAACCGGUUUUCUUUACUUUGAAGAAAAGGGGUUCUGAAGUAGAAGAAGACGAAGAGGAGGAGAGGAUUUUGAAGGCGGUGGAGAGGAGGAAGAAAAGGACUUUGGAGAGGAAAGAGGAAGAAGAGAAGAGGGUUUCUUUAAAAGAGGAGGGUUUUCAUGGUACCAAUGGCGAUGGAGAGGAUGGGGUUGGAGAUUUGGAAAUUGGGUUAUUGAAUAUUUCGCAGGUCGAUCCUGUUAAAGAGUUUGGAUUUUUGCUAGUUGGCCAAGAAUUCAACCGCUAUCCAGGGCAAAAGAUCCGUGAUAUUAAGGAUUGGGAUUGGUUCCUUGAAGAACCAAGUGAAAAUAGUGAGGAUGGUGAGAUCAUUGAUGAAGAAAUACCAAAGGGGAGGAAAGUGGGGAGGAGAAAGAAGAAAGGUGAAGGCAACAACGAUGAGGAUUGGAUGGGUGAGAGUGAAGAUGAGAAGGUGUUAAUCUCAAAAUUGAAAAGUGCCAAGAGACCCAAAUUCUCCAUAACGAGAUCAAAAGAUGAGCAGAAACCCUGUAAAGAUACUCUAGGCGGGAAGACAUCAAUGCCCCAAAAAACUAACGGUGCUGAUAAAGAUGCAGAUGAUGACAACUUAGGUGGCUUCAUAGUCGAUGAUGAUGACUUGGAAGAAGAAGAAGAACAUGAUGAUGACAUUGAUGAAGAAGAAGAAGAAGAAUAUGACGACGACGAUGACGGCGAAGAUGGGUGAUAAUGAUGGGAAUUGAAGGUAGUAGUAUUAACUAAUGGGUAACGUAUCUUUUCAUUCUUUCAUGUAUGAUGUAUGGUUUUGAUAGAGAGGGAUUCUGAGUAAGCUUUCUGUGCUCACAAGUCCCAGAGAUUGUCAUGUAAAUAUUAGGUGUUCUUUCCUUGUUACUGAAGUGGCAAUGUUUUUGAAUCAGCACCAUUAUAACACCAGUAUGCAAAGCACCUUAGCUGUAUGUUGUACUCGAAUUUUAUAUUGUUUUUCUAAAGCAUCUCGAGAUUCAACUA